AUGAGACUACAAUUUCUAAUAUUUUUGCUAAUAUUUUCUUCGACUGAAACUCGAGAUUUAUUCGUGAAAAAAGCUUGCGAAUCGGAGCCGAAUUUGAUUUAUUGCCGCCCAAGUUUUCGCGCGAAAUUUGAAUUUUCCACUCCCUCCCCAGCUUCUGACCAAAAUCAAAACAUUUUCGAGAAUUGGGCAAAAAUUGUGGCACGAGAUUCAAAAGACAUCGAAGAUUUGGAGAUUGACGAGACUGGAAAACGUGGAAAACCCGAAAAUAUCGAUGAAUAUUGCUCGAAAUACGUGGCAAACUACAAAUCAUACUGUAGUCCGGGAAAAUUGGAGAUUUUGGAGGGACUUUUAGCGCAGUUUUGCACCAUUUUUCAGAAAAAUUGUGGUGUUUCUGGAAAUGGUGACGUGGAUUUUCCGACGCCAAAACCAUUUUUUGGCGCUGGAAAUGAGAAAAAAUCGAUGGUAGUUGAUUCGAUGGUGGAGAAAAUGGUGGAGAAUGAGAAUGGUGAGUUGGUGGGGUUUUGGGGUUAGAUUAUCAUAUCCACGUGAAAAAUUGUCAGAUUUUUGGAUUUUCCGAGAUACUGUAGUUUAAAGUACUGUAAUUUUUUGGUGUUUCAGAGCAAAAAAUUAGAUACAGUGAACUGGAACUUAUUGUAAUUUUACAUACAGUACCCAAAAUGUUCGUAGCGAAUGCCACGUGGCUUUGAUCUACAGGAUCUAUUGAAAUUUUGGUGUCAAAAUUUCAAAAAAGGUUUUUCAGAUGAUUUCUGCACAUCGAAAAAAUCGCAAUUCGAAUCCGAAUGUUCUCCAAAAACCGCUCUGAAAAAUCAAGAAUUUUGCGGAAAUUAUCAGAAAAUCUGUGGGAGAAUCGAGAAAGUCGAUGAGAAAACGUAAGUUUUUCAGCUUAACAAAUUAAUUCCUAACUAAGGUAGUUAAUUAGUAUUUGUAACUGAUUAAUUAGACAAUUAACCUCAAAUGAAUAUUUCAGAGAUGACGACAGUUUGGAAGAUCUGGAUCUGGAUUUAGAGGAAAAUGCGGAGCACAAAAAAGAGGAACCUGAAGGACAAGGAGCAAAAAAUGAUGAUGAGGUGCAGAAAUAUUGCACAAAUUAUGUGGAAAAUUACAAUUUCUUCUGCGCUGGCGAAAAAGUACCGGAACACGAGAAAUUCUGCGAGUCUUAUAAGAAAAAUUGUCCCGAUAGUGCACCGUGAGUUCGGGAUUUUUUUUUGAUUUUUGUUGGAGCAUGAAAUAAAGUUUUUUUGUUUUUCAAUUAGUUUUUGAAUUAAUUAAAAUGUUUUCGAUUAGCAUAAUCAUUGAAUUUAUUCAAAGUUAAAUUUCGACAACUAAAACAUAAUUGAUUUGGGCCCAAAUUUGAGUUCUUGAUCAAAAUCAAAAUCAAUCUUGGUUAAUUAAAUGAUUGAACCUAUAGAUAUGUUAAUUAGCUAUUCAGCUAAAUAACAAAUUAUUUUUCAGCUUCAAAGAAUCCGGUUCAUUUUUGGGCACCGAAAAUUCGCCCGAAACCUCAGAUUCAACAUCCUCGGAUUCUACCAAAUCCACGUAUCUCUACAAAGGCACAAAACGAGAAUAUUGUCAAAAAUUCAGUGUGAAUUAUGAAUAUUAUUGCAAGUGAGUACGAUAGUCUCACAAAAUAAAGGUACAUGUUGAACUACAAAAAAUAAUGAAAUUUCUAGAGGGACAAUUGAAAACGCGGAAAUUUAUGUGAAGUUCUGCCCGUCAUAUCGAAAAGCCUGUCCGAAUGAGUAAGUGAACAUUUUCAGAUAUUUUUUGGAAAAAAAAACAUCUGAAACUUUAGAGCGAAUCCGGAUACAAUUCCACAGAAGCCGAAAAAAUCGGAUGAUGACGAAGAGGAAUUUCCGGAUUUCGAUAAUCCGGGAAAAGGAAAAUCGAGAAAAAGUGGAGGAAAAAAAGAGAGGAAGAAGGGUUAGAAAAAAGUUGGUUAUUUUUGUUGGGAAAAAUUAUUUGGAUUUCGAAAAAUUACAGAGUUGGGCUAAGCUAGAUGAGAAUUAACGCUCAGAACUUUAGGCUUAAGCUUAACAAAACGUUCAAAAUAGGAAUCAUUAUUAUCCAAGCUUUGACCUUAGGCUUCACCCAAAUGAUAAUUCAUAAGCUUAAAGUCAUAUUUUCCAGACGAGAUUGUACGGCUGAUUGUGACCAAAGAAUAUAUAAACAUUGCACAGUAUCUUGUAAAUGUGAUUAUGCUUAUCCAGCUGUUCAGAAGUUUUGCAAUCCACCACCAUUGCCACUUUUCUUGAAUACUUGCAGGUAAACUGUUCACUUCCCCCAAAUCCCAAAUAUUUUCCACGUGUCUCAGACUUUGGUAUCACGGUUGUCCAAAAUACGAACAAUAUCACUACGCUUCUCAAUUCGUCUACUCAAAAGCCGAAAAAGGAAAAGUGCUCGAAGGUCCAAAACUUCAAACAACAUUCCAAUUAUUGACACCAAAUGGACAAGCUUUGCCAUAUAAACCAACUCGAAUAAAAAGGGAAGAAAAUAUAGAAGAAAAUGUGGUGUUUUGGCCAAUGUCUAAGGAAAAUCACGAGGAAAUUGAGGAUGAGAAGAUGGUUCUUUGGGAGAAUUCUAGAAAUUCCACUUCAAAAAUUGAGCUUGUUAAGCCUCCAGAGAUUCCGCAGCGUAAAAAAGACACUGUUGCUCUGGAAAAACCUCCGGAAAUCCCUGCAAAUUUAAUUUCGCGUAAAAAAGAUGAUGUCGAACUGGAAAAGGCGCCCAAUUUACCGCGAACCAAAAAAACUACGGGUGGACAAUCGGUUCCGGUUUUUUCGGACAGUGUUUUCUCGAAUGCAGUCAGUCAGUAUAAUACGUUGACAGAUUCAAGGGGAAUUUUGCAUCGACCGAGGAGCAGAUCACCUUUCACCAAACCGGGUGAGUGAUCAAACAGCGAAUAGAUUCUUACUAACAAAACAUACAGGAAAUCAAACCUCAUUCAAUAAAUCCUUCUCCUCUCAAUUCUCAAAAUUCUAGGUCUUUGGGAGCCGAAUCCUGACGAUCCACACAACCGAGAUCACGCCAAUAAAUACUAUUAUGCUCCGCGUUCAGUAAAUGUUGAUUGGCUUCAAGGUCAACUUGCUUGGGGUGCACAUUGGGCUGUUCCAGCGGCUGGAGUUGGAGGAACUGAUGGAUUUAGUGCAUUGCAUUUUCCAUCUAUUGGCACCUUUCUUAAUAUUCCGGAUGAUUAUGAUUAA
Molecule: messenger RNA, 3221 nt
Organism: Caenorhabditis angaria
Lineage: Eukaryota; Metazoa; Nematoda; Chromadorea; Rhabditida; Rhabditidae
Source: the annotation of a GenBank genome assembly